GUCCGGGCUGGAAGGGGGGGGUGGAGCGGAGCUGACUCGAGCCGCCGCUGCCUCCGCCGCCGCUGCUGUCUCUGAGGCGCCUGCCGCGAGCGGGGCUGGGGGCCGGGCCGGGCUCGCAGCAGAUCCCUACUUGGCUCUGAGUUUAAAGCUUUUUUCUGUAUAACUGGGGUCAAGAGAAAUCUUUGAGCUGGAAUCCCUCAAAUAACCUUCAAAGAUGAAGGCAGCAGAUGAGCCUGCCUACCUGACAGUGGGAACUGAUGUCAGUGCCAAGUACCGUGGUGCCUUUUGUGAGGCAAAGAUUAAGACAGUGAAAAGGCUGGUGAAAGUCAAGGUGAUCCUGAAACAGGAUAACUCAGCUCAGUUAGUGCAAGAUGACCAAGUAAAAGGACCUUUAAGAGUUGGUGCAAUGGUUGAAACCAAGAUGCCUGAUGGAUCCUUUCAAGAAGCUGUUAUCAACAAAUUGACAGAUGCCAGCUGGUAUACUGUAGUUUUUGAUGAUGGAGAUGAGAGGACGUUGAGACGAACUUCAUUGUGCUUGAAAGGGGAGAGACACUUUGCAGAAAGUGAGACACUUGACCAACUGCCACUAACAAAUCCAGAGCACUUUGGAACUCCAGUAAUUGGGAAGAAAUCCAACAGAGGAAGAAGAUCUUCUCUUCCUGUCACUGAAGAUGAAAAAGAGGAAGAAAGUAGUGAAGAGGAAGAGGAAGAUAAGAGACGUCUUAAUGAUGAAUUGCUUGGCAAAGUUGUCAGUGUAAUUUUUUGUUCGGAGAAGACUGACUGGUAUCCGGCUUUGGUAAUAUCUCCCAGCUGUAACGAUGACAUCACAGUGAAAAAGGACCAGUGUUUAGUUCGAUCUUUUGCAGAUUCCAAAUUUUAUUCAAUAGCAAGAAAGGACAUCAAAGAACUAGAUGUAAACCUAUCAAAAUCUGAUCUGUCUGCUAAAAAAGGGUUACAGGAAGCAAGCACUUUCUUAAACACAAAAGCUGUUCCUGAUAACUGGAAAAUGGACAUGAGUGAAAUCCUGGAAUCCUCCAGCAGUGAUGAGGAAGAUGGCGCUGCUGCAGAAAGUGAUGAAGAGGAAGACAAAGUGGAAGAAAAGGAGGAAGAAGUAGUGCCUGAGGAAGAGCUUGAUCCUGAAGAGAGGGACAACUUCCUCCAACAGCUUUACAAGUUUAUGGAAGACAGAGGUACUCCUAUCAAUAAACCUCCUGUUCUGGGCUACAAGGAUCUUAACCUCUUCAAACUUUUUAGACUGGUGUAUCAACAGGGUGGGUGUGACAAUAUUGACAGCGGUGCUGUAUGGAAGCAAAUUUAUAUGGACCUUGGCAUUCCUAUUUUGAACUCCGCUGCUUCCUACAAUGUAAAAACUGCUUAUAGAAAGUAUCUUUAUGGUUUUGAAGAAUACUGCCGCUCUGCAAACAUUCAGUUCAGGACCAUCCAUCAUAAUGAACCAAAAGUGGUAGAAGACAUUCAGAAACAAGAAGAACCAAUGGAGGAAAGUGUAAAAGAGGAACAAGAAAUGCUUCCAGCAGAAGUAAAAAAUGAAGCAGAAGAAAAUGAUUCCAGCAGCGAAAGUGAAAAAGAAGAAAUAGAAUUAAGAUCCCCGAGAGGACGAAGGAGACUUGCUCGCGAUGCAAUAACUACUAAAAAAGAAACUGAAGAGGAUAAAAUGCAGGACAAAUUAAAAGAUAGCAACAAAGAAAAUAAAGAUGUAGAGGAAACACUUGAGAAUGCAGAGAAGAAAGAAAAUGAGACACCACUUGGGAGAAAGAACACACCAAAGCAAAAAGAGAAGAAAAUGAAAAAACAAGAGGAAUCUGAUAAAGAAUCUGAUGAAGAGGAAGAGAGAAGGCAAGAGGGGGAGGAAAUUGAAAACAAAGGAGAAUCAGAAGGGGAGGAAGAUGAGGAGGACUCGGAGCCCUGUCUAACAGGAACCAAAGUGAAAGUAAAAUAUGGACGUGGAAAAACUCAGAAAAUUUAUGAAGCCAGUAUUAAAAGCACAGAAAUUGAUGAUGGAGAGGUUUUAUAUUUAGUACAUUACUAUGGCUGGAAUGUAAGAUACGAUGAAUGGGUGAAAGCUGAUCGGAUUAUCUGGCCUUUGGACAAAGGAGGACCAAAGAGAAAACAAAAGAAAAAAGCAAAAAGUAAAGAAGACCAGGAAAAGGAUGAAAAGAAGGAUGAGGAGAAACAGAAAUCAAAACGUGGCCGCCCCCCUCUGAAAUCUACUCUUCUGUCAAACAUGUCUUGCAGUUUAUCCAAAACACCUAAUAGUGAAGGUAAAGCAGGAGCCAGAAGUACACGGAGCAAUAUGUCAGAUUGCUCGUCAUUACCAAAUGGAACAGAAGAUUCUGGUUCAUCUGACAGUGAAGCUGAUGAGACUUCUGAAAAGAGUAUGAAUGAAGAAUUUUCGGCAGAAAUUUCAGAUAUGGAAAAAAAUGAAAAACUAAUUGAUGAGAAACCUGAUGAAGAAAACCCAAAGAUCCCACAUGUAUUGAUGAAAGAAAAUGACAGGACUCAAGUGCAGCCUCUAGAAACUUUGAAACUGGAAGUUGAAGAAAGUGAACAAAUAGUUCAGAUUUUUGGAAACAAAGCUGAACAAGUGGAAGAAAUUAAAAAAGAGACUGAAAAAUCACCUAAGGGGAAGGGAAGAAGGAGCAAGACAAGAGAUCCCUCUUUAGAGAAUAUAAAGGUUUUGCCAGAAAGCCAGGAAGAGGAAACAAAUGAAACCCUCAUAGAAUCUGAAAGGUCAGAAAUUUGUUCCUUAGACAGUAAAGAGUUUUCCACCACUACUGAAAAUGAAACAGACCCUUGUACAAAAGAUAAGAAGCUUUUGAAAAGGAAAACGUUGGAACAGACAUCGCCUGAGAAAAAGGUACGACGAGAGUGUGAGAUGGAAGUGCCAAAUAUUGUGUCUGAGGAGAGGACCAAUGAAUGUAUUGGAAUGGAGGAAUGUAAAGACUUCCAUGAUGAAGAGUCACUCAGAACUGAAAAUGAGGAAAUGCCGUCUUUAGUAGCAGAGUCAGAUCAACAUGUUCAAGAGCUGACGAAUGAAAACUUUGAAUGUACGUCUGAGGAAAAUGAGCAUAUUCCAUUAAAAGAUGAGGAUGACACUAUGCCUCAGAUUGGACCUGAAACUCUACUUUGCCAUGAAGUGGACUUGGAUGACUUUGAUGAAAAGGAAAAGAGCAGUAGUGAGGAUGCAGUAACAGAAAAGCCAGACCCCAACACUUUGACCUCAAAUCCAUCUGCCUUAAUCCCUGCAGUCCAGCCUAACUUCUCUGUGGCCUCACCCCUUGCUCUUAGUCAGGAUGAAUCUCGCAGUAUAAAAAGUGAAAGCGAUGUAACGAUUGAAGUGGACAGUGUGGCAGAAGAAUCUCAAGAGGGUCUCUGUGAAAGCGAGUCUGCUAAUGGAUUUGAAGCCAGUACCACUUCAAGCAAUUGUAGUAUAGCAGUACAAGACAGAGAAACUGGAGAGAAGGGUCAAAAAAGGCCAAGCGAUGGCAAUAGUGGGACACUGGCAAAGAAACAAAAGCGUACUCCAAAGCGAUCAAGUGCUGUAGCCAAAAAUGAAAAGAAUGGAACAGGACAAAGCAGUGAUAGUGAAGAUCUUCCUGUCAUGGACAGUUCAAGUAAAUGUACGCCAGUAAAACACAUAAAUGUGUCCAAACCACAGAAGCUUGCGCGAUCCCCUGCAAGAGUAAUUUCCCCUCACAUCAAAGAUGGAGAAAAGGAUAAACAGAGAGAGAAACAUCACCACAGUGCUUCCCCAAGAGUGUAUAAAUGGAGUUUCCAACUCAAUGAACUAGACAACAUGAACAGCACUGAGAGAAUCUCCUUUCUACAAGAAAAACUACAGGAAAUUCGAAAAUAUUACAUGUCCCUGAAGUCAGAAGUAGCAACAAUAGACAGAAGAAGAAAACGAUUGAAAAAGAAAGACAGAGAAGUGUCUCAUACAGGAGCAUCCAUGUCAUCUGCUUCAUCAGACACUGGGAUGAGUCCGUCAUCAUCUUCUCCUCCCCAGAAUGUGCUUGCUGUAGAAUGCAGGUGAUACAUAUUUCUCUGCCUUGUCAGCAGUUUGCUGCCAUGGACAUAAAUCCUGAAAUAUAACCACAAAAAGCACUCAACUGGUUUGACAUUGCCAAGUACAUUCUGUACACUCUUCCACUGCUGGACUGUAUCUUUUUUCUCCCUCCUGUUUUUUUUAUUUUAUUUUAUUUUUAUUUUUACUGUUGAGAAAUUAAGCUCAUUGGUAACUGAAGGUUUGUAGGCACCGUCUGACAUGUUUGUCAUCGUGUUUAUUGUUUUUUUGUUAAUACAGAGAAAGGGCACUUAUCAGAUUUGAAAAGUUAUGUCCAAUGAAGCAUUCAGGUGUUCUAGGAAAUCAUAGAAAAGCAAGUGCAUCAAACAGACAUCAGAAUAUUAUCAAACAGAAUCAAGUUACUGCUGCACUUUCACCCAGCUUGUAUGCUAACCCUUGGUGAGUAGUUCCUCUUUGUGGAAGCACUUGCUAUACAGAACUGCCAAAGUAUGUGUUCAGCAAUGUGCCCAGUUUUAAAGAUGUAAAUGGGACAAAAUAAAUUGUGAAAGGAAGUGUAGUUGACUGAAAACUACAGUUGUAAUAAGUCUUCCACUUUUUAUAGGAUUUUUGAGCACACAAUUAUGCAAAUAUUUUAAUGUUUAUUAAUGUUUACAGUGGAAUUGUGAAUAGGUUUUCAGUGGACUAUCUUAUCCCUUGACAAAAAUAUUUUGUCUUUUUUCUAUGUAAUUUCAGAGUUUUUAUUUUGUUACAAAAAGACGAAAAAUGAAAUAUAUAACAACAAUGAAGUUAUUUAACAAGAUUUCUAAAGCUGAAUUUUUUUGUGUAAAAUAAGGUAUCUUGCAACUUGUUAAAUAUAUUUAUUCAGACAUUGGAUGUUGUAUUUUUAUGUAUUUUUUAAAAUAUUAAUAAAAUUGGAAAAAAAUUCUAGGUUAGUUCACUCUUUUGAAAAAACAUACCUAUCAGUUUUAGCUCUUACAGGAGGUUUUAUCCAGUAGCCAUGCCUGUAUGUGCAGUGGGUCUGUUUAUUCUUCCACAAUGUAGAACUGUAAUCGGGCAUCUGGAUUAAACUAUAACCUUGUUUGGAAACUUUGGCAGUCCUAGUACUUAUAUUGUUUUGAGGAACAAAUUUUAUUGGGUUGCCCUUAAGAUGCUUUGUCACAGUUUUUAUGUUUGCUAUACUGCCGAAUGAAUUUAUAUCUCCCAAAGUUGAGAUGCAACAAUAAAGUAAAGCAACUGUGUAUACUUUGUCUGUGGAUUGUCCCACGGGCUGAUGCAGUUUGUAAAUAACUCUUCCAAAACCAUGUAUUUAAAACAGUUCGCAUAUACAUUAUGUAUAAAAGUGAUUUUUUUAUCAAUUUUUUUAUUCAUGUUUGUACAUUGAAAGGGGUUUUAACCCCUCUUUCUGUGCUUAAAAUGCUGUAGAGUAAUAACAUAGAUGCUCUAGACUGUAAAUCAGGAUAUUAUGGUUCACACAGCAGAAAGUCAGAGCGAAACACUAGUGAUGGGGGGUAGCAUUACUAAAAUUGAUGUUUCUUGAAACUUCAUUUUACCACAUUUGUCAACUUGUGAUUCCAAUUCCUUCCAUUUUCGCAGAGAAUUAAAGAAAAAGUACUCUUGUAAAA
Chrysemys picta bellii (western painted turtle) is the source of this 5664-nucleotide messenger RNA. Lineage: Eukaryota; Metazoa; Chordata; Testudines; Emydidae. The record is from RefSeq and is a predicted model, not a curated record.